Podarcis muralis (Common wall lizard) is the source of this 5144-nucleotide messenger RNA. RefSeq names its product insulin like growth factor 2 (gene IGF2). The record is from RefSeq and is a predicted model, not a curated record. NCBI's taxonomy places the organism in Eukaryota, Metazoa, Chordata, Lepidosauria, Squamata, Lacertidae. Gene Ontology annotation, cellular component: extracellular region. Gene Ontology annotation, molecular function: protein serine/threonine kinase activator activity; hormone activity; growth factor activity. Gene Ontology annotation, biological process: positive regulation of transcription by RNA polymerase II; positive regulation of insulin receptor signaling pathway; positive regulation of vascular endothelial cell proliferation.
UUGGCUGCUACCUUGAUGGCUGGAAGUUUGAGCAUGCCCAUUGGAUGGGUGUAUAAAAGAAGGGACAGUGAGCGCUCUCAGUCUGUCUCCUCAGCUGUGGAGCAGUUAAUUGAGGCUCUAGCUGCUACUGGGAAGCCCCACCAGCGCUGCCUCUGGAAACCAGACCCACGCAAAGAGGCAGCAAAGACAGACAGGCAGACAGAGAAAGAGAGACAGAGAGAGGUGGUGGCGGUGAGGGAAAGGAAACCUCUUAAAUAUAUGCAGACAGACAGAGAUUUCUCUUUCAAAAAAGGGACUUGCUAUACCAAAUACAGCCAGAGAACCCAGCAAAGCAGCCUCACGAUGUCAAGAGAGCAGAGGAACCACAUGGAUGAAUGCUACAGCCACCCAGCCUUGUUCCAAAUCUGCACGCAAGAAGUUGAGAGCGGCGGCAGCAGCAGCAGCAGCAGCAGCUGUGGCAGUUCAAAGGUGCAGAAGAUGUGCACCUCCAGGAGGAUACUGCUGCUUGCCCUCACCUUCCUGGCCUACACAGUGGAUUCUGUUUCUGCAUAUGGUGCUCCUGAAACCCUCUGUGGGGGAGAGCUGGUGGACACACUGCAGUUUGUCUGUGGAGACCGAGGUUUUUACUUCAGUGGCAUUUCUGCUAUUACAGGUAGGCCUGUGGGCAGAAACAGAGGAAGGCUCAACCGUGGCAUAGUAGAGGAGUGCUGUUUCCGGAGCUGCGAUCUUAACCUUUUGGAAACUUACUGCGCAAAAUCUGUCAAAUCGGAGCGUGAUCUCUCGUCAUCUUCUCUUGUAGCCUUACCAGCACUGAACAAGGAUCCCUUUCAAAAGCCCUCUCAUGCCAGGUACUCAAAAUACGACAUAUGGCAGAAGAAAGGUUCACAGCGCCUUCAGAGGGGGAUUCCCAACAUCCACCGGGCCCGCCGGUAUCGAUGGCAAACUGAAGGACUGCAAGAGUCUGAGGAGUCAAAGAUCCAUCGCCCCUUGAUUGUCCUGCCUACCCAGAAGCCUCUUGUUGUGCAAACCACCACCUCAGAAACAUUGGGCAGCCAGAAGUGAACUGUGAUGAACAAUUUCCAAAAUGGACUCUUUAUUUUUUAUUUCCUAGGCCUGGCCUCACCCUUUUCUCUCUCCCAAACCAAGGUGGAGGGGUGAGGGCAAAUGCCCUUUCACACCAAGGAGUAACCACAAGGGGCACCAUUAACACCAAACAACUGACAUAGAAAGAGAAACAGGAUUACAACGUUGGCGGUGGCAGCAACAACAUUUCUGUGGCAUUGUUUUUUAAGUAUUUUUUGUUUGCUGGUUCUUGUUCCUUUCCUACCCAGUAUUCUCAGCCUUUACUUAAAAGGGACAGUUAAGGCACUUGAACUAUUUAAUAUUGGGCCACUGCCUGUCAAUUUACCAACCAAUGAAGACAGAGAAAGAGAAAAUAAUGAUAUUGAAAGAAGCCCAGUUUAUGUCUGUAUUGACAAUAAAAGUGAAGUUGGGGUGGGGGGUUGGAGUGGAAUAUCUGAAGGUUUAAAAUUUUGGCCUCAUUUUCACCCCACUAGUUUUUUUUCCUUUGGAAAUCACAAGUCUACAGUAUGUGUUUGAGACUUCUUCUUCAUUUUUUUCCAUGUUUUAAAAGCCAGAGAAGAAAUGAUGAGGCCCACUACCUUUUUUUAAAUUACACAAUUCCAAAUGUACUUGCACCUUUAAAAAUCACCGAUGAAGUGAGAGUGUGUGAACGUUAAGUUCACUUUAAUGGAGGAGGCGUCUGCAUUGCACAUUUGCCACAGAUUUAGUUGAAUUAUAUAAGAUAUAUAUUAUAUAUAACUUUUUUUGGCAGAAAAAGCACUAUUUUUAAUGGGACCAUUUGUGUGUGUGUGUGUGUGUGUGUGUGUGUGUGUGUGUGUAUGUAUGUAGUAACUGAAGAGGGAUUGUAAUGUUUAAAUGUUGUUAUGGUGCUAAUGUAAGUUGGAAAAGGGGAAAACGAACCCAGAAAAUUAGAAGAGGGUGGGGUGGGAAGGACAAGAUCUCGAAUACUGAACUUGAAAUUUUUUAGCUUUUCGUUUUAGGAAAGUGUGAUAAGUGUGUUCUUUUUUUUUCUCUUCUGAAAUAUAGCUUGGUCAUGACCAUAUGAGCUAAUUGCCUUUCACUCAUAUACACAAAACGCAUGCACAUGCAGAAACACAAUAAUACAUCUAUAUGCAUUUUAGAUCAAAAUAUUUUUUUCUUAAGUCCUUCACUCAUUCCCUGAUACCCAGAGCAUGCCUAGUGCAAAGGCAUAUGCAUGUGCUUUGUGAGUUACCUGAUUCUGUUCCAUGGAAGCAAUCAUUGUACAUAGAGUACUCAUUUUUGGCUUUUGCAGCCUCAGAGUCACCACCCUCCUACCGAGGUGUUUUAAAUCAAUUUUCUGGCCACCUCUGCCAUCUUCUCUCUGAUGCAAUGCCAUUUUUCUGGAAAGCGACUCUUUGCAUCUAUUGGGUUUGGCAAGAGCAUAGAUUUCUUGUUGCCCAAUCGAGCCUUAUUAGGAGAAAUGGCUCAAAACAAUUGACCAUCUCCUUAUCUUGCUUCUGCUUCUGCUUCCUCCUUCCCUGUCAAAAGGGGAAGGUGCAAUUCUUCUGAAGGCUCUCUUGCGCCAUCCCAUAAUGACAGCAAUAACAACCACUUAAAGCACCAAGUUUCCCCUAGAGUGAGGAAGAGGUUUUGGGGGGAGGGGGUUAGUACAAAAACUCCAGAGGAAAAGGAGGUAACCUAACAGAUUUGAAGGAAAGGUUGUUCCUCACUGCCUCAUAGGGCCUGAGGGACAGGAGAGAGUUGAUGCAUCAAGGACUGGAACUUUAAAAACCCAAUUAUCUGCUCAAAACUCAAGGCUUAAUUGGAGAGGUAUGGAGAAGGUGGUAUAAAAAAUAAUAAUCAAAUGUUCUAUAGCUCAAUCACUUGGCUCAUUUAGAACCAUAAGAGCAAUGCCACAUAGAGAUGAAUAGAGAAAGGGGAACAUCUUAUCAGUGCUGUACCUGCUUUGCCUUAUAUCUAUAUAUAUACAUUUAAAGAACAUAAAGAUUACUUGAAUUUUUUUUUAAGAAAGGGUAAGGUUGUUUUUUUUUAAAAAAAAAUGUUUUAAAUUGUUACCUUGCAAUCUUGAGCCAAGAAACAUUUGGGGAUUUUUUUUUUUUGUUUUCCAUGGCCCUGCAAACCACAAAAAUAUGCUCCUUAAUCAUUUACGAAGCAGCGGGGAAAUACACAGCUCAGAUAAAAUGUUUUGGGGUUGGGUGGGGUGGAGUGGGGAAAACAAAAGAGGCUUUUUUUUAAAAAAAAAGUUUCCAACACAGAAGCUUUCAUAGAAGCUCUUUACCAAAAGUCCCCCUUUUUUAAGGUGACAAGUAAAAUCGUCGCUCAAAGAUGAUGAAACUGCCUUUAUAGCUUUCUAUAUAUGCUUUGGUAGAGGGAACAGGGACGAUCAUUUUUUUUGAGAGUGAGGAAAGAGCAAAGGGAAUUUUAUAUAUAGUCUGGGCUGAGUUCUGCAAAGCAGUUAAGUACCUGCUUACAGCAUAUUAGUCCAAGUCAGUGGUAUGUCCACAAAGUGAAUACAUGCUCAAGUGCUUGUCAACUUGUGGGUGGGAGGCGAGGAGUCUCAGCAGACAAGACUGAGUGAAGGGGCCCAUGUAAAUGUUCCAUGAAGGAAAGUGUAUGUUUAUAAAUUGGCUUUGGAACACUUGCGUCUUGCAGGCUGGUUCACUGCCCCCCUCACAGUUGAUUUCUUCCCCCUUCACCUUGUGUAAUCAUUUACCUUAGUACCUGGUAAAGUUAAGCGUUUUUAUCAUACUUUGCCAAAACUUUUCAAAAAGCAAAGCAAAUGUAAAUUCAGGGCCCGAUCAGUCAACAUGUUAGGCCCAAAUUCCAGGAUAAUAAAUCACAGGAAGUUUAAAAUCUUGGUAUACUCUAGAGAGGCAUAUUUUUUGAAUGAGUGCCCACAUUGAUUUGUCUGAAUUAGAUCCAAGCCUAAACUGUGCACAGGAAGUAGAGCUGCGUAUUAUAUAGACAAGACUUUCCCCGAACAUGAUCAAAACUUAUAUAGCAUCUUGGCUGUUGGGCUUUCUUUUUCCAGGCUUGCAUGCACUCUCUUUAAUGCUUCACUCCUAUGUGUGCAUACUUUGGUUCCUUCCGAGUAAACAUACAUAGGCCUUGGUCUGCCUGCUUUAUACAAAAAUAGUGGCAAUGCAACCAAAGGAAAUGUGUUCGUGUACUGGGAUAAUUGAGUACACCCUAUGGAACACUCAGUUGGUUGUUCGAAUCACCCAGGUGCCUUGGGAACUACUAAACUUACAACACUGUUCAACAACCUGCUGACCUAAGAGACCUACAGAAUCUGUACUAAGGCAUGUAAUGUUUGAAUGAGUGGUUGAUGGGUAUUGAUGUCUUCAAGCCUUCUGUUGCAGUGAGCAAAAGUGUAACUGAUUUUGUGAGGUUGCUCUUCCACUACAAGCGUAAUCGUGGAAAUGGACCCCUGCUGAAGAGCAACCAAAUCAAGGAUGGCUAUUUUUGUCAUAGUAGAAGCCUGUCUGAGCACAACCCGCUAGGAGUUAGAUGUAAAAAUACCUUUAUCGGUGUAACACAACUGAUUCUUGGGGCAUUUGUCGUUUACAAACUAGUGUUUUGUUCUGGGGUGGUUUUUUUGGGGGGGGGGAGGGUUAAAAAUGGACACACAAACAUUGCUGAAACACAUACUAGUCUGUUUUCUUCCAACCUCUGGUGCAAAGCCACAACACUUGAGGGAGGGAGUCUGGUUCCCCCAACUGGUUCCACAGUCUUACUGGCCCAUAAAGAGCUUCAUCCAUUUCAUCCUGCCUGUUUGCAAAGGCUCAGACUUUUGGUGAUGGACCUAGCUGCCUCUGCACUAAAUGAAGGGAAGAAUUGUAUUUGUUGUUUUUUUUAAAAAAAGAAAAAAUGUUCUUGUUUUUUUGUCAUAUGUAUUAUUGUCUGCUCAAGUUUUAUAUGGCGGGGAGGGAGUGGGGAAGGGGGGGAUGGGUGUUGAUGUAUCUUGAAAUAUUUCACUUGUGUGCACUCAAUAUGCAAGAGUCAAACUGCCCGGAUUAUGCACCUAUUGUACUUUUCAUUCGUAAUACAGUAUCAAUAAAGCAAUCGGCUACAACGUU